AUGGUACCUCUGAAACAGAAUGAAAUAAUGCAGCAAAUGAACGCUCUCAGAGCUGAGCUCAAGAAAUGGGAAAAGGAAUUUUCGGUGGAAAACAAUGGAGUAAAAGCCUCCCGGGAUGAUAUAAAAAAGAGGGCUGAUAUCGCGGCAAAAUACAAAGAAUACAACCGGAUGCGUGAGGUUCUCGCGGAAAAGUCGCGCCUAGCCGAUCAAUCAAGCAAAUGUCGGACUCCAAGAAGAAGAAACUUCCAAGAAAUGAGCCAUGAUGAGAGUAAUCAGCCAGAAUCCGUGCAAACGCCGAGCGCGGCUGGUAAUUCACCCUGGAAGAUUGACCCAUAUGAUUCCCCAUCGGUCGUCAGAAGUUUAUUUACGCCAUCGAGAAAAUCACUCGCGCCGACACCGCAAAAAGAGGGCAAGGUGUUGGGCUUAUUUGAUCUUCUAGCUGACGAAGAGGGGACGAUUACUCCGAAAAGAAAAAGAAUCAAGCAAAAAGGUGGCUCAAUUCCUUGCAUGGAAACUGUGUCUUGUAAGUCAGACUCGGUGCAAGCCGUAGCUGUAAGGGAUACCACAGUUUUGACGCCUUCAAGAAAACAUCAAGUUCCGGACUCGUAUGUAACACCUUCAAAAACUCGAAGUCAAAAUAACCUUGGAGUCGGAACACCUGUAUCUGUGUCCAAGUACCAUCCUUCCACUCCAUCAUUCCUUCGGAGAGACCACAGAUUACUCCAACCAGUGUUAGAGAUAGACGAAGAAUCCUUAAGCCUUCCACCCCGAAUAACGGCAGCUGUUAAAAAACCUCAGAUCAAAAGUCUAAGCAGUAUUCUCGCUGACCUGCGAAAUGUCCAAGAAGCUUAUCUCGAUGAAGAUCUUGAGGCACUUCGUGAUAUGGAAGCCGAGGAAUAUGGCUACAGUCAACCCCUAGCGCGACCAAAGCAAAAGCCAGCUGACUUAGGGGAGCUCACAAAGUACGCUGAAGGACCCAAAAUUACUCUCAAUGAAGAUUCUGCAACGAUAGGAUCCAAUGGUGGGUCAGGAUCUGGCCAAGAAAAGUCGAGUCAAGCUGUCAAGAUCUUCAAGAAAAAAGGACAAAAACGCACUACUCGUAAAGUUAAAAUGAAACCAACUCGACCCAUGCUAGCUUCUUCCAGAGAAGCAGGCGAUGUAGAAAAAAGAAGCAUACAUCCAGCUUUAUCUGAGGGCCAGGAAAACAACGUGGAUCAGCUCAGUGACUCAGCAAGAAACUUUGAUUCAGACACCCAGUCGGAAUACACGGCAUCUGAAGGAGAGACUCGCUACCGCCGACCUAAAUCUAACAAGACACUUGUCACGGCAGAUGGACGUAGCUCUAGGAGAGUGGGAGCUGUAGUGCAUCAAAACUACAAGCGGCUGAAAUUGCGGAACUCCGGCGCAAAAGGUCAACCGGCGUGUAGCGAGAGAUUUCGGAGAAAAAAGAAGUGA
Blumeria graminis f. sp. triticale is the source of this 1455-nucleotide messenger RNA. Lineage: Eukaryota; Fungi; Ascomycota; Leotiomycetes; Helotiales; Erysiphaceae. The record is from the annotation of a GenBank genome assembly.